Molecule: messenger RNA, 803 nt
Organism: Momordica charantia (bitter melon)
Lineage: Eukaryota; Viridiplantae; Streptophyta; Magnoliopsida; Cucurbitales; Cucurbitaceae
Source: RefSeq, a predicted model, not a curated record
UUUAUAUAGGACCACACCUUCAAACUUUCAUAUAAUUUCUUUGAAAGAUUUAAGACAUAUUGCCCCUCUCCUUCCUUCUUCACUCCGCGUUAUAUAAAGACGAUGACAUUAUUUUUAGUCGACGUAGUAUGAAAGAAGCAGCAGAGCAGGGAUGAGAGGUUGCCAUGAGACACGCUCUUCAUCUUCUUGUGCAGCCUGCAAAUUGCUGAAGAGACGAUGCACGGCCACUUGCAUAUUCGCGCCGUAUUUCCGGUCCGACGAGCCAAAGAAAUUCGCCAAAGUUCACAAAGUGUUCGGGGCCAGCAACGUGAGCAAGAUCCUGACGGAGGUGCCGGAGGAGCAGAGGGAGGACACGGUGAACUCGCUGGCUUAUGAGGCAGAGGCGCGGCUGAGGGACCCUGUUUACGGCUGCAUAGGCGCCAUUGCUCUGUUGCAGACCAAAAUGGUGGAGCUUCAGCAUGAUCUGGCCCUCGCCAGAGCUCGUCUCGCUCGUUAUGCUAAUAAUUCUAAUACUAAUAACAACUCUUGUUCUUCUUCGGCUUCUUGUUCUUCCUCGGGUGUUUUGGACGAUUGUGUUGUUAAUAUGUCUUAUGGUGGAUUCAGCAUCGCUGGUCAGAGUCAGAGUUCAUCUGAAAUCACCCAAUUGGGGUAUUUAUGUGACUUCACCCAUUUUCCCUAUCCAUUUAAAGCUUGAACUUUCUCAUCUCUCAGUUUCUGUGAUCAGUUUCUUUUUGCCUUUUCGUUUCUGUAUAAAGAAUUCAAUCCCAACUCAAUUCCCAUUGAGAUUUUUCUUUUCCUUUUUA